CUCCAACAAGUGCCAAACAGAUGGCCCCAGAGAAAACCAAACCAAAUCAAAAUCACACGCAGCUUCCCCUUGCAACACUGCAUGUUCCGAGUUCAUGACCUUGUCUCUUGCUUGUCUGAUAUGAUUGCUCCACUUGAAUUGAAUCAUCUCCUCUUUGCCUGACCUAUAAAUCCAUCAGCUUAGCGCCCAGCACUUCACCAUUCCAUCGGCAAGGCAAGCACCACACCUGGUAGCUGAACACCACCUGAUACGAACAGAAGUUCUCUGAAUUUUCAGCCAAAAAAGUAGGAGCAACCAUGGUCAGUGCCAAGAGACUCGUUCAAAUGGCAAAGAAGUGGCAGAGGAUGGCUGCCCUGGCGAGGAAGAGGCUCACGUCGGCGCCGGGGAAACAAGCCGAAGGUUCGUGCGGCGCAUCAACGUCGUCGGUGGCAGGCAAGGGCCACUGCGUCGUGUACUCCUCCGACGGGAGGCGGUUCGAGGUCCCGCUGGCGUACCUCGGCACGGCGGUCUUCGGCGAGCUGCUGAGCAUGGCGCAGGAGGAGUUUGGGUUCGCCGGCGACGAUGGCAGGAUCUCGCUGCCUUGCGACGCCGCGGUGGUGCAGUACGCGAUGUGUUUGCUUAGAAGAGACGCCUCCGAAGAGGUUAUGAGGGCGUUCUUGAGCUCCAUGGUCAGGCCUUGCCACCAGAGUGUCAGCGGCGUGGCGCCGUCGAUGGGACUCAUGCGCCCGUCAGCUGUUUGUGUAUAG
Panicum hallii is the source of this 746-nucleotide messenger RNA. Its product is annotated as auxin-responsive protein SAUR36-like. The coding region runs from base 297 to 746 and encodes 149 amino acids. Gene Ontology annotation, biological process: response to auxin. The transcript has a single exon. The record is from RefSeq and is a predicted model, not a curated record. NCBI's taxonomy places the organism in Eukaryota, Viridiplantae, Streptophyta, Magnoliopsida, Poales, Poaceae.